GCGCCCUGCUCUGACAGCUGCGGGGCGACACCUGGGCUGUCCCGCGAGCGAGCCGGGCAGAGCCGUCAGCGCCCCGCCGGGGGAGAGGAGGCUCGCGGCGCCCGGUCCCGAGGGAGGUAACGCGCCGCGCCCGGAGUUGCGAGGUAGGUGAUUCCCAGAUGCUGCUGACACUCAUCGCGUUGAUGACGAGGGCGGAAGGAGAAUAAACUGUGUCUAAGGCUGGUCCAGAGAGGGAGCGUGAGUGGAAAUGCCGCUGUAGAAGCGACCUGUCUGGCAAGGAAUGCAGCUUCCUUCUGAGAGCCUCUUCUUGCUGACGUCCCACAGACCACUACUGUCUCACCAGAAAGGACGCUUAGGAUUUUGCAAGUGGCCCCCUUCUACCGAGCCAAAACUUCUAGAGAGCCAAAACAAGACGUUUGCUGCAGAACUGAACAAGAUAUUAUUUCAUUUUGUUUUCACAUCUUUUUCACCAGCCCGGCGACCGUCAGAGUUGUUCAGGUUUCCGAAUUUUCAGUCAGAUUUGUUACUGUGAUUUUUGCGUACGCCUUUCAAAAUGCUUGACUUAAGUUUCCUGACGGAGGAGGAGCAAGAGGCCAUCAUGACGGUUCUGCAGCGGGAUGCUGCCCUGAAGAGAGUUGAAGAAGAGAGAGUCAGACAUUUGCCUGAAAAAAUAAAGGAUGACCAGCAGCUGAAGAAUAUGAGUGGCCAGUGGUUUUAUGAAGCCAAAGCAAAAAGGCACAGAGACAAAAUCCACGGCACAGAUAUCAUCAGAGCAUCCAUGAGAAAGAAGAGGCUCCAGGUAGCAGCUGAACAGAGUAAGGACAGAGAAAGCGGGGCAAAGGAAAGCUGGGUGAAUAAUGUCAACAGAGAUGCUUUCCUUCCCCCAGAGCUCACCGGUGUUGUAGAAGAGCCAGAAGAAGAUGUAGCACCAGCAAGCCCAAGUUCCAGUGUGGUAAAUUCAGCUUCCUCCGUGAUUGGUAUGUCCCAGGAAAACUCAAGAAAGUCAUCUGUGUCGCCAGCUAAGCAAAGGAAGAAUCCAUUUAAUAUUUCCAAGUUGCCAGAAGAUCACUUAUCUCAACAAACCAAAAAUGAGCAGUCAAAAAAUGGAAGAGCUGGUUUUUUUCAGACUUCAAAAGAGGGUGAAUUGUCAGAGUCAAAAGAAAAGUCAUCUAUCCUGGAUAUUUCAAGCCAAAAGUUAGAGAAACCAAAGCAGACUUUUCCAGACCCUGGGAGUGAAUCCCAAAUCAAAGCACCAAUCCCCAAAGCCAGGACAAUGAUCUACAAAUCACGUGACUUAAAGCAAGAAGAUAACCAGUCUUUUCCUAGACAAAGGACAGACUCCCUGAAUGCGAGAGCGGCUCCGAGAGGGAUCCUUAAGCGCAACUCCAGCUCCAGCAGCACAGACUCAGAAACUGUCCGUUGGCAUCAGAACUUUGAACCCAAAAGCAAAAUUGUGUCACCUGGCCUAACAAUCCAUGAGAGAAUUUCGGAGAAGGAGCAUUCUUUAGAAGACGACUCCUCCUCAAACUCACCAGAGCCAUUAAAGCAUGUGAGAUUCUCUGCAGUGAAGGAUGAACUCCCGCUGAGUCCCAGGCUAAUCCAUGGCCGGGAAGUGGGAGAAUUCGGUGUUUUAGAAUCUGACAGGUUGAAGGACGGAACACAAGAUGUAGGGGACAUGGAUGAGUUUGGGAAGGAACCUAAGCCUUCCCAGUACAGAAAGUCUUUGCCUUUACGUCAGUCAGCCUCAGGCCCAAGUGCAACAAAAAAUGGGACGCAUCAGCCAACGACUUCCGAUUCUUUUCCGAUUAAUGGGCACCCUUCUCCGUCAGAAGUUUUACCUGCAAGACCACAGUCCAUUGAGAAUUCACCCACUGUCAGUGAACACAAAGCUAAAUCAUCAGAAUUAUCAAGGCUUGAAUCAGAAUUGUCCAAAAGCCCUGCUGAUGAACUGUCUCGUGUUGAACCUGAGCCAUCUCAGGUGCCAGAUUGCAGUUCUAGAGACCAUCAGCAAGGUAAGCCUCCUCUUCUCAAGGCCCUAAAAGCUAAGACAUCCUCACGCUCUGGUCCAUAUGCCACUGAGAUAAGGAAGACAACUGAUGAUUCCAUAUCUAAAGUCCUAGACUGGUUUAACCGAAGUUCUCAUUCAGAUGACAAUAAGUCCUCUCUCCAACAUCCCCGAAGAAUAGAGCCCAAAGAAAAAACAGACUCAAAAUCACAGAUCGCUACUGCCUUGGUGACAGAUGACACCAAUCUAAAUGAAAAUGGCUCAAAAGCUCUAUUAUCCACCAAAGUUGAAUUAACACCUAUGGGAUCUGAUUCGACGUUCCAGGUAGCGGGAAAUAUGCUGCCUUCUGGAAAUUGCCAAGAUAACGUGAAUAUCAAACCCAAAUCUAUUAAUUUGUCCCAACAAGGCAAGGAAGGUCCAGGCAUAUUGCAUCCAUUUGAAAUCUACAGUCCAAAUCAAGGGAGUAAAACUGUGGACUAUAGCCAAACUUCGAAAAACAUAGAAGGAAAUGGGGUACCUCCCCCAACCAGUAACUAUUCCUACGGUGCCCUCGAAGGAUCUGAUGCAGCAGACCAAGUUUUUUGCAACAGUAAGGAUGCUGGCAGCUUAGGUGAAGAAGAGCCCAAAGUUCAUGUUUAUGAAAAAAAUAAUGGAAACUCAGAGGUGAAUUUUGACUCUUCAAAAAUUGUCAAAGAAUUAGGUUUGAAAGACAACUUGAGGACAGAGAGAGAGAGCAAAGGAGGAGCUACUUUCAUCGAGAAAGCUUCUUCAGAGCCAGAGAAUAUUGAGUUGCUCCCUGGGGCUGCCAACAACAAAUCUGCUUGGAAGAAGCCUGAGGACCAACUACAAGAAAAAGCUAGUGAGAUUCCCAAGAACCAAGUGCAAAGAGAGAAAUACAAAAGAGUAAGUGACAGAAUAUCAUUUUGGGAAGGUGAGAAAGCUGCAGCUAAGUUAAUUCAUAAAGAACCCACAUCUUCACACAGUCAGGGACAACCUUCUGCUAAAGCAUAUCAGCCUGUGAAGUCCAUGGACAGUUUAUCUACAGACCAGAAUGAGUAUAAUCAAGUCACUGCCAAACAAGUGGUCCUAGAUGAGGAUGGCCAAGUAGCCCAUCUCUCCAGUUGUCAUUCCUCAAAUAAACCUGAAGAGACCAGGGCCCAAAUAUCAGGUCCAUUCAAAAAUUAUCCUUUAUCUGACCAAUCAGGUAAAGUGUCUCCGUUUCAGAAUAAGAUAAAUGAGCCUGUAAAGAGAUUGCCAGUGGCAGACAGUUUGCAUUCUGGAAGAGACAUCACUUUUCUGGCACUGCAACAUCCUUCAAAUGUUGGGAGUGAAAUACAUAGUUCUUUGGAGAAAGACAGAUCUCUAAUUGGUGAAUCAAAUCCGAACAACUUUAAAGUUGUGUCACUAAAAGAAAGAAUGAAUGAACCCAGCACCGAACAGGUCUAUAAUCACUCUCAAUUUGAGAAUCUGAGAAAGUUUUGGGACUUAGGAGCCAAGCCAAACGGUCAGGAUCAUGUUGAGAAGAAUACUAUCACAACAAGCCAAAAAAAUUCUGUGCCUUUUAGUAGCCAGAAACAUAAAGAAUUCCAUGAUAUUGAAUCAUCAGGGGAAAAUACCCAUGAAAUAGAGACACUUCUGAGCCAAAAAAAAGUUCCGGCAACAGAGGAAAUAGAGAAAUUAAAUUCAAAGUGCAUACUCCAGGUGUCACCAGAUGAAACCACAUUUCCAUUGAGACCACCCAGAAAGUCCACUCAUCAGUUGCCAGGAAAUGAGUCAUCAAAGGAAAAUGUGGAAAAGAAUACAGAAUGGUUUGGUACUCCAGUGUUCAAGGAAGAAAAGGAUUACUCAGACCAAGAGAUUCAAGAAUCCAUCGUGAAAACUAGGGUUUUGUCUAAAGACUACAAAGACAUUUUUAAUGACAGCUUACAGAAGCUGCUUUCAGAAGCUUCCUCACCAGUAAUCCAACCUUCUUCUGGUGGAAACGUUCAUGGAAAACAAGUGCUUGAACCAGGUGUUUCUGAAAAUAGGACAUGGCCUGAAAAGACAGAUUUUGCUGAUACUGAUGAAGAAGCCAAAAGACGUAAGGAGAUCAUUAAUGAGCGUGUAGACAAAAUAGAAGCUCCUCCAAAGGUCAAACUAAACACUUGGGCUGCGAGUCUAGACAAACUCCUGAGGGAAGGAACUGAAAGUUUACCCUCUCCCUCACAAAACAACUUGGAACCUGUUACCACUAGGAUCAGCUCUGAGCCUGAAGAGAGUGGAGUUUUUGAAAAAGGGACAGAACUGAGUUGCAAUUUGUCAGACUGUCAGAGAAGGAGAAUAGUUCCUUUUCCAGAGGGGGAAGAAACUUUGGGAAAAACGGAUCUCACCCAGAAAGCUGAAAGUAGUGAGUGCCAGCUGAACACAGAGAACUUGUUUCAGAUGGCUGCAGAAGGAUCUCACUCAUUGGAUCAAACUUCCCAUCUUCAUAGAAAGGGUUCUUUUGGGGAUGUGGCCAACUCUUCCCAAGAUACGCCUUCUUCCGGAGAUGGUCAUCUUGCUCCCCAGGAGAAGGCACUACCUUCUCAAAGGGAAAUUUCAGAGACUGUAGAAAAAAUCAUUCUUCCACCCAAACCUGUAUUGGAUGAUGUAAAUGUUGUGUUACAAAAGCUACUUAGAGAAGCUUGGUUGAGUUAUCCAGUUGAGAGGGAAGUAGUUCCUGGAGAAGUAAAAGCAGAAUUUCCUGAAGGAGUACAAGCGGCAGGUAGUCCCAAAACUUCUUCGGCCACAACGGACAUCAUAGUUUCAGACAGAAAGGACUUUUAUUCCUUCAACAUAGUUCCUGAUAAAACUCAUGAAGUUGGAUCUUAUUUAGCUGCCGAAAUAGCUCCGUCAGAACAAAAACGUAGGUCAGUUGGUUCCACGGUUGCUCAGUAUGGCAAAAAGUUACCUCAGGAAGUGGCGGAAAUUGUGAGGGAAACAAUUAUUCAACCUAAGUCAGAGCUACUUGAAUUCAGUGCAGGCUCAGAAAAACUACUGAAGGAAACAAUGGAAACUCCCUCCUCAAAAUAUGAAAGGGACACGGAGACUCUUUGUUCAUCAAAGUUAGUAGGUGGUACUCAGGUGCCAAGGCAACCUGCUUCUGAAUUCCAUGCUGAAGAAAUAAAAGAAACAGUAAAAAAGUCUGAGGCUCCAUCAAAAACUGAGAGUGCUUUUGAUAUUGGUUUUGAGAAGCUCCUUAAAGAAAUAUCUGAAGCUCUUUCUUCUCAGCCCCAGGUGUCAGUAAAGGAAGAAACUCCUGAGAAGGAGACUUUACAGCCAGAGCAGGCCAGGUUCUUGGGGAGAACCCAAGAGGCCCCUGGAAUGAAGCUUAAGAGUCAUGUUUUCAAAUCUCAAGUCAACCAAUGUGAUAAAGUGUUGGGAGGAGAAGCUAUGACAGAUUUAUCAGUGGAUCUCUGUGGUUCUGAAAGUAGAGUUGAGAUCCCUGAAAUCCCACAACUUCAUGUGGACCGUGAAAUAGGGACCACUGAAACUAUAAAACCCCCAGAGUACAGGAAUAGUGAAAGGGAGUUUGCAGGGGCUGGAGAAAGGGCUUUUCAGGAACCUGGCUUCAAAGUGGGACCUGCAGCAAUUACUGUGUCCAGAGGUAGGCAACCUAUUCCUCUCCUGACCACCAAGGAAAGCCCUACAAAAACGAGCAAUGUUGAAUUGAUUUUGGCAUCACCAUAUGAGAGACAAAAGAAAGAGGAAGAAAAAGAAGGUGUCUCUGACGCUGAUUUUUCAGAUGGCAACAUCGGUUCUAAUGCAGAAAGCUGGAGAAAUACCUCCAGUUCAGAAGAAGAACCCAGUCCUGUUUUGAAAACUUUGGAAAGGAGCGCUGCUAGGAAAAUGCCUUCCAAAAGUCUAGAAGACAUUUCAUCAGAUUCAUCAAAUCAAGCAAAAGUAGAUAAUCUGCCAGAAGAAUUAAUACGUAGUGCUGAAGAUGAUCAAAAAGCAGAUCAGGAACGAGAUACAAAUGAAUGCAUACCAGGAAUUUCCACAGUGCCUUCACAGCCUGAUAAUCAGUUUUCCCACCCCGACAAACUCAAAAGGAUGAGCAAGUCUGUUCCUGCAUUUCUCCAAGAUGAGAGUGAUGACAGAGAAACAGAUACAACAUCAGAAAGCAGUUACCAGCUCAGCAGACAUAAGAAGAGCCCAAGCUCUUUAACCAAUCUUAGCAGCUCCUCUGGCAUGACGUCCCUGUCUUCUGUCAGUGGCAGUGUGAUGAGCGUUUACAGUGGAGACUUUGGCAAUCUGGAAGUGAAAGGAAACAUUCAGUUCGCCGUUGACUACGUGGACUCACUGAAGGAGCUGCAUAUCUUUGUGGCCCAGUGUAAAGACUUAGCAGCAGCAGAUGCUAAAAAACAGCGUUCAGACCCAUAUGUAAAGACUUACCUGUUACCAGACAAGGGCAAAAUGGGCAAGAAGAAAACACUCGUAGUGAAGAAAACUUUGAAUCCUGUGUAUAACGAGAUAUUGCGGUAUAAAAUUGAAAAGGAAAUCUUAAAGACACAGAAGCUGAACCUGUCUGUAUGGCAUCGGGAUACAUUUAAACGCAAUAGUUUUCUGGGGGAAGUAGAACUUGAUUUGGAAACUUGGGACUGGGACAACAAACAGAAUAAACAAUUGAAGUGGUACCCUCUGAAGCGGAAGACAGCACCAGUGGCCCUUGAAGCAGAAAACAGAGGUGAAAUGAAGUUAGCUCUCCAGUAUGUCCCAGAGCCAAUUCCUGACAAAAAGCUUCCUACAACUGGAGAAGUACACAUCUGGGUGAAGGAAUGCCUUGAUCUACCAUUGCUAAGGGGCAGCCAUCUAAAUUCUUUUGUUAAAUGUACCAUCCUUCCAGAUACAAGUAGGAAAAGUCGUCAGAAGACAAGAGCUGUGGGGAAAACCAACAACCCUGUGUUCAACCACACCAUGGUGUACGAUGGGUUCAGGCCUGAAGAUCUAAUGGAAGCCUGUGUGGAGCUUACCGUCUGGGACCAUCACAAAUUAACCAACCAGUUUUUGGGAGGUCUUCGGAUUGGCUUUGGAACAGGUAAAAGCUAUGGCACCGAAGUGGAUUGGAUGGACUCGACUUCAGAGGAAGUUGCUCUCUGGGAAAAGAUGGUAAAAUCCCCCAACACUUGGAUUGAAGCAACCCUGCCUCUCAGAAUGCUGUUGAUAGCCAAGAUUUCCAAAUGAACCAAAGCCAUUGGCUCCUCCACUGACAACUAUUCCACAGGUGGCAUCUGAUCUCGACAAUCUGACUAUCUGGACAGAGAACCUCACCUUCCAUCUGUUGCCACUAACGAAAGCAUGUUAAAGUCAACCUGCAUGUACUUCUUUGGUUACAAGGCCCAAGAGAUUUAAAUAAUAACAAAAUGUGUAACGUAUUUGUGUCUCCAACAUUAAAGAAGAUAUUUGAGAAAGCUAGGAAAAUGCAGCUGUGGCUUCAAAGAAAAAAAAAGCUGCCAAAAAAAUAAUAAAUGUGGGUCGCUGUCAACAGGAAAAGGUUUCUAGAUUGCCAUCCUGUGCUUUACACCACAAUCUUUUGCUACAGUUAGGAGGGCCCGAUCAUUGAAAAUCCUUACAGGAACUGAAACUAGGUAGGUUGCAGAAAGAAAAGAGUGACAGAAAGAUACUCCUACGAGGGGAAAAAAACACAGAAUGUCAGUGAUGAUAAUAAAGAAUUUGACCAUAAGAAAAGUGUUUACUCCGUAAUCGCUACUAAAAUAUGGAAUUUCAUGUCAGGACAAUGAGACUGAAUUUACUGUGUGCAUUUCUGUCUUGAGAAACUGCUUUUCCUCUUCCCGGUGUUGAAACAGUCUCAAAUGUGCUUUGGUGCCACCCACUGGCCAAAGGUGGAAUUCAGUUUUUGGCUUAAUUUUCUCCCAAGGUAGGUCUCAAGCCUGUAUUUUGUAAUAGAGUAUGUAAAAAAAGCAAAACCCCCAAAACCUUGCAUAUAUAAGGUUCUGGUUUUUCUUAUAACUCUACUAUAUGAAAGCAGCACGAGAGUGGUAACAGCCAUGCUUUGCAACGAAGUUUUAAUUAGAAUAUAAAUUGUUAAAUUAUACUGUACUUCCUAUGUAUGUAUAAUUUUCAUAAAGUAUUUUGUAAGAUCCCUUAGAAUAAAUUAUUAUAUGAUUUGA
Rhinolophus ferrumequinum (greater horseshoe bat) is the source of this 8154-nucleotide messenger RNA. RefSeq names its product synaptotagmin like 2 (gene SYTL2). Bases 554 to 7207 code for a protein of 2217 amino acids. Gene Ontology annotation, biological process: exocytosis; intracellular protein transport. Gene Ontology annotation, cellular component: plasma membrane; exocytic vesicle. The transcript is spliced from 20 exons. Lineage: Eukaryota; Metazoa; Chordata; Mammalia; Chiroptera; Rhinolophidae. Gene Ontology annotation, molecular function: neurexin family protein binding; small GTPase binding. The record is from RefSeq and is a predicted model, not a curated record.